GGACACAUCGAGAUGACAUGAAGGAGAUGACCAUCAGCAAAGAGAAAUUCAGCUCGGUUCAGCAGCAAGGGGGAAAAUAGACCGCCCUGGAUUCAGACGUGCAUUUUCAACGGAUCAUGCAGUGUUCGAAGGACCAGUAUUGGGAUGGCCUUCUGGGUAACUGUGUGUCGUGCAAAUAUGCUUGUCAGCCACUCAAGUUCCAAGGAUGCGCCGAUGUCUGUAGCUCCUUGGAGUGCAGCAAGCAAGAGGGCUCCUACUACGACCAGCUCCUGAGAGAAUGCGUCAAAUGCUUCAGCAUCUGCGGUCAGCACCCCAAACAAUGCGCGCCUUUCUGCAGAAGGUCCCUUCCUGCCACUUUACCAACCCCGGCUGCUCUCCAGCCCCUGCAGCAAAAACUGGAUGCUACUUAUGAACAACAGGUGCUGCUAUAUCUGGCUCUGGUCUUCUCCCUUUGCAUCCUGGUUUUCUCCUUGCUGUUGAUUUGGAUUUACUUUCAAAAAAGAGGGGACGAGAGGUUUUGUCGAGCCGGCUCAGCAUCUUGCCAUAAAAAGGGAGAUCUCCCCAAAGAUGGUCUCAUGGAAGUGGGAAGUUUCGGAAGCGACUCCGGCGGCAACCAAACUCCAGACCCUGUGGAAACCUGUGGCUUCUGUUUCCCCGAAGUGAGCCCUGCCAUCCAGGAGACACGAGCCUGCCCAAGCCCAUACCAGAUAGAGAUGCUGGCUGAAGACGAUGCUGCUGCUGCCGCCGCUGUCCAGGGCGGGACGGUACUUCCUUCCGUCGAAGACGGCCGCUUCCAAAUUAUAUGUUCUCCUUCCCAAGAAAAGAUGCCGUUGAGCUAAGCCAUAAACAGCGGAGGGGGUGUGGGGGAGGGGGGGAGAACAG
This is a messenger RNA of Pseudonaja textilis, 882 nucleotides long. It is a transcript of the gene TNFRSF13B, whose product is annotated as TNF receptor superfamily member 13B. NCBI's taxonomy places the organism in Eukaryota, Metazoa, Chordata, Lepidosauria, Squamata, Elapidae. Gene Ontology annotation, cellular component: plasma membrane. The record is from RefSeq and is a predicted model, not a curated record. Gene Ontology annotation, biological process: B cell homeostasis; negative regulation of B cell proliferation; hematopoietic progenitor cell differentiation.